Messenger RNA from Quercus lobata, 897 nucleotides. RefSeq names its product probable F-box protein At1g65740. The record is from RefSeq and is a predicted model, not a curated record. The transcript has a single exon. NCBI's taxonomy places the organism in Eukaryota, Viridiplantae, Streptophyta, Magnoliopsida, Fagales, Fagaceae. Bases 1 to 897 code for a protein of 298 amino acids.
AUGUAUAAGUUGGAACUUCCAAAAGUACAGGGAAAGCUGUUACGAGGAUCCUCAUAUGGUUGGGUACUCAUGAUUGACGGGUAUCCAGAGUUAAAUCUAAUCAAUCCACUCACAAGAGCUCAAAUCCAACUACCUCCAAUAGACACAUUUCCUGAUGUAUUAGGAUACCGUCCAUAUAGGGCUGAUGAAGAAUAUUUAAUUUUGAGAGUAAGACCAAACUUACCUAAACCAGCAAAAUUACAGGUUGAAAGCAUAGCAUACGUAAGAGAUGUUUUCAUACAUAAGCUUGUGUUGUCAUCAAACCCUACUACUUCCAAAGAGUACAUGGCAAUGGCCAUCUACGGUAUGGUUUUAGAUUUAGCUUUCUGCAAAAAGGGGGACAAGAAAUGGACUCUUAUUCAACAAAAUGAUCAACAUACAAAUCAUGAUAUAAUUUCCCAUAAGGGGAAGUUCUAUGUAUUACGUAAUGAUGGAGGAUUGUGGGUUGGUGACCGUACUUCCUUGCCAAAUAUGACACAGCUUGUACCAUCUCUUCCAAGGACUAUUCUCAAUUAUUUUUCUUUGGUGAUAACGAUAUCCGGUGAGUUUUUUAUGGUUAGAAAGAUUCACGAACUGGAACCAAUUUCUCGUAUUGACCAUAUUUAUUCCUACAAAACGAUUGACUUUGUGGUUUAUAAACUAGAUCAUCAUCAAGGAGAGUUGAAAUGGAGAAUCGAAAAGAACAUUGGAGAUAAUGUAUUCUUUGUGGGAAUAAAUGAUUCCUUGUGUAUCUCAUCUCAAAACCUUGCUAGAUAUAAGGGGAAUUGUAUUUACUUUACUGAUGACUACUUUGAUUGCCAUCGAGAAGGCAUUGUAGGAGGUCAUGACAUAUAUGGGCGUUUACAACGUGGAGGAUAG